ACCUUCAGAAAUUAUGAUAUCAAAUGAGAGAAGUUGCUUUGCUGAAAUCAUUACCAACAAAUCACCAAAUUAUGUUGACUUGUUUCACCAAAAGGAUGCUGGCCCUGUAUUAUUAGCACACACAUGGGAGAAUUUUGUGACAUUGUCGGUUUUACAUUUUCCACAAUUUGAGCCAAACAUAGAAGAGUUCACCUAUGAGAACCUAACUGACAUUGAGCAUGGUCCAUCAAUAUUAAAAUGUGCUUGGAGUCCGAGAACAUCAAUGUUGAUUCAUCCUGUAUGCAUUAUAUUUUGUACAAUUGGAUUGGAUUUUCAACUCAGACUUGUUUCAGUGGACAAUAAAAUGAAAGUUUCUAUAAAGAUUAUAGGUCAACACAAAAGUUUUGUCAAUGAUUGUUCAUUUCAACCAAUCAGAGGAAACCAAGUAGCAAGUGUUGGCGAUGAUAAAAAAUGCAGAAUAUGGAAUGUUGAUUCAUGUGAAGAAGAAAUGUGUAUCCCACUCACUAGUGCAGGAAAGAGCGUGAAGUGGAAUCCAAACGAUCCAACGAAACUCUUAGUAGCGGAACAAAACGGUUGCGUUCGGUUAUAUGACACGGUAAAUUAUCAACCAGUACUAUCAUUAAACUGUUUGCGAGCAACGUCAGGACUUUCUUCGUGCGACUGGUCAAUACUAAACCCGUUAAAAAUCGGUGCUGUUAUCGGAAAAGAGUGGCAUGUAUGGGAUAUGUCUAGAGGAAGCCUCCCUGUUUCUUCUGGACAAGCGCAUACUGGGUGUGGAAGGGAAUUUAGAUGGAGCAAUUGUAACGAUGCGAUGUUUUCUACUCGUGGCACGCCGAAUAACCAAGCUAAGGUUUUUUUAGGUGAAGACAAGCUACCGAUAUCUAUUCAAACGAAAGUUGGACAUGGUAUAAGUUGGCACAACCUGUUACCUGUGUGUGCCAUCGGUGGGAAUCGUAAAAUUUUGCUUUACGAGGUCGAUGUUUUGUAAAUUAGUGACUUGUUUAAUAGAUUCAAUGUGUAUGAUAUUAAGAAAACAAAAUCCUUUUUACUUUUGCUUAAA
Molecule: messenger RNA, 1060 nt
Organism: Hydractinia symbiolongicarpus
Lineage: Eukaryota; Metazoa; Cnidaria; Hydrozoa; Anthoathecata; Hydractiniidae
Product: nucleoporin Nup37-like
Exons: 8
Coding region: 14-988 (324 amino acids)
Cellular component (GO): nuclear pore outer ring
Molecular function (GO): protein binding
Source: RefSeq, a predicted model, not a curated record